Fusarium falciforme is the source of this 1527-nucleotide messenger RNA. RefSeq names its product HET domain-containing protein. Bases 1 to 1527 code for a protein of 508 amino acids. The record is from RefSeq and is a predicted model, not a curated record. The transcript has 2 exons. NCBI's taxonomy places the organism in Eukaryota, Fungi, Ascomycota, Sordariomycetes, Hypocreales, Nectriaceae.
AUGUCGAUAUCCUCCGCUAUUGAAACGCCGGCGACCUUUCACUACAAGCCUCUGGAUACUAGAAAAUAUGAAACUCGAGUACUCAAGCUUCCCGCAAACAGCUCGGAGAACUUUGAGUUGAUCACAGUCUCACUCGAUGACGACCCAGAGUAUGCGGCUCUUUCGUAUCUCUGGGGCGACCCUCAAGAUCAAGAAAUCAUCACUGUUCAAGGCCACGAGGUUGGGGUUACCAAGAAUCUCGCUGCAGCCCUCUCUCGCCUCCGCCGGGGCGAGUCUUCAUUGGGGACUGACAGGGUGUGGGCCGAUGCCAUAUGCAUCGAUCAAACAAACCCCGCCGAGCGAUCUGAACAGGUCCAACUGAUGCGUCGCAUCUACUCGUCAGCUCUGGCGAUCUACUCGUGGGUUGGGCCUACCGACUAUACCCUGGCAUUUGAAGCCUUAAUGACGCUCGCACGUAUAAUAAAGGAGAACCUCAAAGACUACGCCAAUAGCGAAAUCUGGGCCGAAAUUUUGUCUGGUAGAGCGGUAGUUCGGCUUGACUGGCUACGACAGCACCACAACCUUUGCAUCCCCAAGGAUGAACCAGAGUCACCGCACAGAGGCAACCCAUGGCAAGCAAUUGCAUCUCUGGUAUUAGAACAAUACUGGAAACGGGUUUGGGUUUUCCAAGAGGUUGUCCUCGCUCAUCAGCUACUCUUGCUGAGCUCAGGAGACACAACAUUGGGUUGGGAGGAUGUUCGUCUGGUGACGGUCAGCAUCAGUCGGCUCACAUUCGAAGUCAACAUAAUGGAGCAGAGGUUGCCAGACUUUGUAUCUCAUCAAGCCUGGAGAUUGAUCGAAGAGAUUAACCGUAGGGGUGUUUUCAAGCUCGUGGAGAUCGGAAAGCGCAGAAUGAAGCUAUCAUCGCAAGAACUGGGAAACUACACCGGCUGGAUGACGUCUAGCUUUGCCAGCCAUUUGGAGGCGACUGAUCCAAGGGACUACAUCUAUGGCCUUCUCGGAGUCACCAGGAUCCCGAUAUCACCCGACUACAGACCCGAGAAACCGCUCUCAGAGUUGUUUGUCGAAUACGUUGCGGGAUGGUUGAAUGCCACUUGCGGGGAGACGGUGGACAUUUUUGGGCCACUGUCGUUUUUGUCAAUUGCUGGAAUCGGGCUCUUUGGACCUUCUGAUACUCUUCCAUCUUGGGUUUAUAACUAUCUAGAGAAUGCCCGCCGCAAUCACCUAGCAGGUCUCUUUGUCUGGGGAAGCAAGAUGGGACCCAUCAACACAAUCUCAGAAGAACUAGACUGCAAUCGCCCCCGAGACUUUUGCUCAUUCCUCAAGUCGUUUCUUUCACGUUAUGCACAUUACGUGUCUGGUGUCGCCUCUUUGCAGGCCAUUUGUCAGCUUCUCCUCACAGAGAAGAAAUCAAAGCCCGUUAUUAAACAGACGGUUUUGCUUGCCCUUGGUAUUGCUUCUAUCGUCCUCGAUUAUGAGAAGGUUGAUCAGGAAACCACGAAAGAGCCUCCUUGGCAUCACCAAUAG